Molecule: messenger RNA, 3975 nt
Organism: Syngnathus typhle (broad-nosed pipefish)
Lineage: Eukaryota; Metazoa; Chordata; Actinopteri; Syngnathiformes; Syngnathidae
Gene: eya3
Product: EYA transcriptional coactivator and phosphatase 3
Exons: 18
Coding region: 201-1988 (595 amino acids)
Biological process (GO): negative regulation of extrinsic apoptotic signaling pathway in absence of ligand; multicellular organism development; positive regulation of DNA repair
Cellular component (GO): nucleus
Molecular function (GO): protein tyrosine phosphatase activity
Source: RefSeq, a predicted model, not a curated record
GCGCAACUUGCGCAGCAACGCCAACUUCCUGCAAAAUAGUGCACCGUUUCAAAGACAAAGCUUUACACUUUGGAUUCAAUUGGAGAUUCAUAAAUAUUAGCGUUGUGAUUUCUCACCUUAAAUGGGUCCGCACAGAACUCCCGAGUCCAGAGACUAGGCUGUGACGGCGCGCUAUCUUGUCGGGUCGCUCUGCCGCUAAAAUGGACGACUCGCAGGAGCUGCCGGCAAAGAAAGCCAAGCUUGAAGUAGACAAUGGAUUGGAGAAAGAGCAAAGUAAUAAUAAUUUGGGAGAAGAUGGAAGCCCUGGCGCUGUGCUAGCUCCGUCAGAGCAGGGAAGCUCUUACUCUGCCCUGUCCAUCUCCCAACUCGGUACACGAGAUCGGGCGACCGAAGGAGAUAUCGGAGCGGCACCACAGUUGAACUCGUACGCACACUCUGCCACAGACGCAACAGCCGGGUCCGAAUACACCCAGCAGGUCUACGAAGGAAGCAACACUGUGGUGACAUCAUACCCCAGCCCGGUGGCCUUCCCUCAGCUGACUCAGUCUGCCGUGUAUUCAGCUUUUCCACAGACAGGCCAAACGUAUGGCCUCCCGCCCUUCGGUGCUAUGUGGCCAGGCAUAAAAACAGAGACAGGUCUGCCAGAGGCGCCCUCUGGUGGCCAGCCUGGGUUUCUCAGCUUCAGCACCACAUAUACCUCAAGCCAGCCAAGUCAGCUGCACUACUCAUACCCCAGCCAAGGCUCAAGUUUCACAACAUCCAGUGUGUACUCCAACAUCCCAUCAGCUACAGCUGCAACCACAGCAGCCACCACGGUAGCUCUCCAAGAAUUUAGCGGCUACAACUCUCUGGGACAGAGCCAGUUCUCGCAGUAUUACAGCCUGCCUUCCAGUUACGUGCCCGCGGGCCUGCCCAACAGCGACGACCACGGAGCCGCCGUGGGAGGGGCCGUGUACUCGGCCGUGAAGUCCAAAGAAGCCGCCUCGGCCGCAUUACCUCCCAGAGAUGCGUCCCCGCCGGAGAAUCUCCCAGCGGGGGCGGCCCUGCCCACCAGCGUGUCACAUCCUGCUGGAGCCAGAGACCAAGAUGAGGUGGGCCGCAGGAACUCGAUGGGAAAAGCUAAAGGGAAGGCCAAAAAGUGUGACAGCUCUCCACCUACUGAAAAUGACCUGGAGCGUAUCUUUCUGUGGGAUUUGGAUGAGACUAUUAUUAUAUUCCACUCACUGCUCACAGGCUCCUUUGCGCAAAAGUUUGGCAAGGACCCAGCGAGCAUGCUGAAUUUGGGCUUGCAGAUGGAGGAGUUUAUCUUUGAGUUGGCCGACAACCAUCUGUUCUUCAACGACUUAGAGGACUGUGACCAAGUCCAUGUUGAGGAUGUCGCCUCGGACGACAACGGGCAAGACUUAAGUAAUUACAAUUUCCUGGCGGACGGAUUUAACGGCCCCAGCGGCGGAGGAGCGGCAGGAGCCGCUACAGGCGUCCAGGGAGGUGUGGAGUGGAUGCGCAAACUGGCCUUUCGCUACCGCCGCCUAAAAGAGAUUUACAACAGCUACAAGGGAAAUGUAGGAGGCUUGCUAAGUCCAGUGAAAAGGGAGCUGCUUUUACGGCUUCAGUCCGAUAUUGAAAACGUGACCGACUCCUGGCUCAGCACAGCGCUCAAGUCUCUACUGCUUAUUCAGGCCAGGGGGAAGUGUGUUAAUGUCUUGGUCACCACAACUCAGCUGGUACCAGCGCUGGCUAAAGUGCUGCUCUACGGCCUGGGAGAUGUUUUCCCCAUAGAGAACAUCUACAGCGCCACAAAAAUAGGUAAAGAAAGUUGCUUCGAGAGGAUCGUCUCUCGCUUCGGGAAGAAAGUGACUUAUGUUGUCAUAGGCGACGGGCGCGAUGAAGAGUUUGCAGCAAAACAGCACAACAUGCCUUUUUGGCGGAUCUCCGCUCACGGCGACCUGGUCUCCCUGCACCAAGCGCUGGAACUGGACUUCUUGUAAAGGGCAUUCAAGGAGAAAACUACAGCAGCCAGUUAUUGUUUGUGGAUGGACACAGAUCAAGAAUCUUCUGCGCCUCCCAACGCCGCGUAUUUACAGACAGCUGUGGACUCGCUGAUAGAUGGUCAAUAUGGAUCGAGGUGGACUGUUAGGAACGGACUCAGCGUCCAUUCGGCUGCUUUCGACGUCCUAGUGGCCAGCACUCCCUAUUCUUUGGCAGCUAAUCUCGCCACUGUUAAAAAAAACUAUUGUAUUCAUUCGGACGUCUCCCUCCUUGAGUUCAAAUGACUAAAUAGCCUUUGCUUCAUGUGUGCGGUGUUUGCAUUCAAAAUGUUUCAUCCAUCAUUUAUUUCUGGGCUCAUUUGCACUCGUUUUGUUUGCACUCAGUUUGACAAGUACGGUGAACCCCUGCUAGAAAAAAAAAUGGAAUUGCCCCCCCACCCCCAGAAUGGAUUCCAAUUGCUUUAAAUUGCCACAAAAGCACUAUUUGCCUUAAUGAAACUCCUCAACUCACGAAACCUUAGUUACUUGACACAAAGAUGGCGGAAAAGCACUAGUUUUUUUUUUUUUUACCCCUCAAAUACUUUAACAUAAUCCGGGAAUACCGAAGCGCGACUAUACAGGGGUUCACUGUUAUUGAUCAUCUGUUUGCUGAUUAGUUUUUGUCUCCUACUGCAACAUUUGAAAUGUAAGAAGGAAGCCUCACACAAUUCUAUACAAUCAAUUUAUAUUAGUAACAAAAGUUUUGAGCCUGUGGAAAUGGUUGGGUGUUCAGAUGAGCUGAAAUUUCAUUCACUUUUUGAGAGGGGGGAGAGAAGAAUUAUUUUCCCACAUUAACAAUAUUGAUAAAAUAUUCUGGAUAGCACAAGCUCAAGUGUCCUUCAAGAGUGUUCACAUAUGGAACUUGGUAUUAAACUCAAGCAUUGGUUGACAUUUGCUGUUUAAAUAAGUAGAUAAGAAUGUGACCCUUGUAAAUAAUUAUCUAAGUCACAUUUUGGGAUUCCGCUCGGAUGAUUACUGAUUUGACCCCCCCCCCCCCCACACACACACACACACACACAAUUAUUGUCAGCAGUGCUUCAUUCAUGCAAUUAAAUGUCAAACCAAAUAUUUACCAAAAAAUGAAAAUAUUAAAGCAUCUUGGGAAAGUUUGCUUUAUGUUUGAAAAUAUGCUUUAUAUUGGAGAAUACAAUGCAUUGUCAUUCAAUCGGUACAAAGCAGAUCAAAGGUGGAUGUGCAAUACAUUUUUCCAUUGGUUUGACACUAAAAAAGGGGAGGGGGGGGUUCAAAUUUGUCCGCACGACAUGAUGACUGAACAAUUCUGAGCCUGAAGGUUUCGUCUUUACUCACUCGCAGCUUUUGGAUCGUUAAGAAUGUGGAUUUUGAGUGUUUUCUUCAUUUUGUUUUGCAUAUUUAUAUUGUGCCUUUAACCAUUUGUAUGCAUAAUCUCAAAGGGAAAUGUGUACGUUUUUGUUUAGUCCUUGUAACUAUGUAUUGUUAUCCUGAAUGUUAAAUUGCUCUUUUUCGGGGGAAAAAUGUGUCCUUUUGUUUUAAAUGUAGUCGAGAAAAAAAAAUCUUGACUCCUGUGUGUGUGCUCUGUAUUACUGUUAAAUAGAUGUAUUUGCAUUUAUUGGUUGUUGUGACAUCAUCUUGGCUUGGAGACAAUCAAAAAGUAAUACAUAGUAUUACCGGCUCGAAACGACAACGCGGUAAACAAAUUGAACGAAACAUUUGUAUUGUUUUUGUUCACUUUAUGUACAAUUGACAAAAUGGCUCGACUAUUUCUGAUACAUGACACAAUUCUGUGAUAAUUCUGCAUGUCUGUUUUAAAGUAAACAAUGUUGAAGGUUCAAUGUUAUUCAAUUUUUUUUUUCUAAAUCAUCUCAUUUAAGGGGGUCUUUUAGACCACCGUAGCUAUCUAGGACCUCAACAGAUAUCUGUAAAGAUUUUCUGUUUAUCUGAUAAAGUCAAUACAUUGUAAAUACCCUGA